Molecule: messenger RNA, 1959 nt
Organism: Phyllopteryx taeniolatus (common seadragon)
Lineage: Eukaryota; Metazoa; Chordata; Actinopteri; Syngnathiformes; Syngnathidae
Gene: sirt5
Product: sirtuin 5
Exons: 9
Coding region: 431-1342 (303 amino acids)
Molecular function (GO): NAD+ binding; protein-malonyllysine demalonylase activity; protein-succinyllysine desuccinylase activity
Source: RefSeq, a predicted model, not a curated record
GACAACUUUAUAAUCGGGCUUGCGAGCAAAUUUGGAAUUGUAUCAACGUGUGCAUACACGUCGUUGCAGUUUCAUACCGCUGUACAAUCACAGCUACUGCGAGAAACAGCGUUGUUUUGCUUGCUAACAGUCCGUAAACAAACGGCUACAAGCUUAGCUACGAGGAAUAGCAUAGUUACUGCGCACCAAUCUGCGUGAACAUAUGUGAGGCUUGGAGAAGUAUCGAAUCUCCAACCUGUGCUCACGUAAAAUGUUAUCGUUAAUUACAAGCUUAAGACAGUUCAGCCGGAUCUAAAACUCGACUCGAAGACUUCAUUAACGAUCUGGAAUUAACACCUAUUUAAAUGACACGAUCGGAUGGUAUUGUUUUAACAGUAUUGUUGUUGACGUAGUUGGUAGGGAUGUAGAACUUGAAAGUCAUUGAAACCUGAUGAUUGUACGCCAGCUGACCUCAAGGGGCCUGAUAAACCUUUAUGCUCCCCUGAGGAAAGGUUGGGACAGCCAAAGUAUGACCAGACCCAGUUCAGACCUGGCAGCAUUUAGGGAGAUCUUCUCUAAGGCCUCUAAUAUAGUCAUCCUCACCGGAGCAGGGGUGAGUGCAGAGAGUGGAGUCCCUACCUUCAGAGGGGCGGGGGGCUACUGGAGGAAAUGGCAAGCUCAGGAUCUUGCCACUCCUGAGGCCUUCUCAAGAAACCCCUCACGUGUCUGGGAAUUUUACCACUACCGUCGGGAAGUAAUGCUUACAAAAACUCCAAAUGCCGCUCACCUGGCCAUUGCAGAGUGUGAAGAGCGUCUGGCUAAACAGGGCCGUGGAGUCACUGUCAUCACUCAGAACAUUGAUGAACUUCACCGGCGUGCUGGAACUAAAAAUAUCAUCGAAAUUCAUGGAAGUCUUUUUAAAACACGUUGUGUAAGUUGUGGACAUGAAACAGCCAAUUACAACAGCCCCAUUUGUGUUGCUCUGGAGGGCAAAGGAGCUCCAGACCCAGAAACACAUGAUGAUCAGAUCCCUGUCCAGGACCUUCCUAGGUGUGAACAAGCAGAGUGUUCUGGUCUUUUGAGACCAGCUGUGAUUUGGUUUGGAGAGGCUCUUGAUUCAGAUACCGUAAUUCAAGCAGAGAAAGUACUGGAUAACUGUGACCUGUGCUUAGUGAUUGGCACUUCGUCUGUGGUGUAUCCAGCAGCCAUGUUUGCUCCUCAAGUGGCUGCAAGAGGCAUACCUGUGGCUGAGUUCAACAUGGAAAACACACCAGCCACAAUGCGUUUCAAGUUUCACUUUCAUGGCCCCUGUGGGACAACUUUGCCCCCUGCCUUAAGUCCCCAUGCAUCUGAAAUACAAUGAAAACUAUACACAGAAAUGACUUUAUUGCUGGAUGAUUAUUGGGGAAAACAUCUAGAAUAGUUAGUAACUAAUUAUUUAUUCCUAAUGUGACGCAUGAUAAGGAAGGUAAGCGCAGUUUAACAAAAAAUUGAAGCCGCCACCAUGUUUGAAAACUCUCUAAUGCAGGUUCCUUAAAUUUAUGUUUGAAGAAAAAAGUAUGUUUUUCUCUCGGUAGUCUAAUUAGGUUACCGAUUUAGUCACAUGGGAAAUGCAAAAUAUUAAAAACAACUUAAUACAAUUUAGUGUAAUUCUCAACCACUGCAAACAACUGCCAAUAUUCGUAAAAAAAAUAAAAAUAAAUAAAAACCUGUCUGACCUCUCUGCUCAAACCUGAGAAUUAUUAUCUUGUUUACGGCAGAUGUUUUCCUUGGGUCGUGUUUGUACAGAUUUGCCGAUCAUAAUAUCAUGUGUCUCUUGCAAUAAACAGGUAUUGAAUGUAUGGCAGUAGGGGGCAAUGUUAACCCGCUGCUUUAUGAAUCCCACGAUUAGACUGUAUUCUAUUUGUGCAUGUAUUAGUCUAUUAUGUUUGCACUGCACUGAUGAAGACUACUUUUUAAUAAAUGUUAUUAUCAAUGGAA